Messenger RNA from Macroventuria anomochaeta, 1002 nucleotides. RefSeq names its product Phenylacrylic acid decarboxylase. Lineage: Eukaryota; Fungi; Ascomycota; Dothideomycetes; Pleosporales; Didymellaceae. The coding region runs from base 210 to 968 and encodes 252 amino acids. Gene Ontology annotation, molecular function: carboxy-lyase activity. The transcript has a single exon. The record is from RefSeq and is a predicted model, not a curated record.
ACGUUCGGAUCAACCUCUGGUGUUUCAUUACGACUCGGCUUCGGUAUCGGUAUCGGCGGCGUGGCCCACUUCGGCGAAGGCAAGCAAUGAAGCAAUGUGCACACUGCGUUCGGGCUCGGUCGUAGCUCGGGAUGCGAAUGGUUAUAUUAUCCGUCCAACUCUCCUGCCCUUGAUCAUUGUUCCCACAGCCUCCGUACAGCACAACAAUCAUGGUAGCAGCACGCAGCAUCCAGAAGCAUGUUUUUGUACCCUUGUCAAGGUCGGGGGUCCCAUUGCGUAGCUCAUGCCACGAUACUAUUUCCUCGAUAGUCAAUACGAGAUAUCUUUCAACAAGCCAGUCAAAGCAACAACACCUCCUCACGUCAACCCAUGGUUCAACGCCGCCACGAAAACGCAUCGUGAUGGGAGUCACAGGUGCGACCGGAACACUAUAUGCCAUUCGAAUGCUGGGGCUACUUAAAGAGCUAAACGUCGAAACGCACCUGAUUUUCUCGAAAUGGGCCUUGGCUACUAUGAAGUACGAAACCGAGAGGUCCUUCGCCGACAUUGCAGCCCUUGCAACGAAGUACUACGCUAUGAAAGACAUGGCAGCUCCGCCAUCGUCUGGCAGCUUCCUUCACGACGGUAUGAUCGUUCUCCCUUGCUCGAUGAAAACACUAGCCGCUAUUCGUUCUGGCUUCUGCGACGACCUUAUCUCGCGAUCGGCCGAUGUAUGCUUGAAGGAGCGACGGAAGCUACUGUUAGCUGUCAGAGAGACCCCUCUCAGCGCCGUUCAUCUAGACAACAUGACGUUUCUUGAAAGAGCUGGAGCGACAAUCUUCCCUCCAGUACCUGCAUUCUACACCAGGCCGAGAACGAUAGAGGAAUUGAUUGACCAGAGCGUUGGCCGGAUGCUUGACAAUUUUGGCAUUCAUGUGGAGAAUUUUGAGCGCUGGGAGAGCUUUCGGCUGGACAAGAAGUCGGAAUGAAGAACGGGCGUCGAGCUGUAUUCAGUCAGAUCCC